Macadamia integrifolia is the source of this 1594-nucleotide messenger RNA. Its product is annotated as leucoanthocyanidin reductase-like. The transcript is spliced from 5 exons. Gene Ontology annotation, molecular function: oxidoreductase activity. The record is from RefSeq and is a predicted model, not a curated record. The coding region runs from base 174 to 1304 and encodes 376 amino acids. NCBI's taxonomy places the organism in Eukaryota, Viridiplantae, Streptophyta, Magnoliopsida, Proteales, Proteaceae.
UCUAACUCUAUUUAUUUCAGAUUUCAACACCUCAGUUUCCACACUGCGUCGUCAGUCGUCACCCAUUGCAAGACAUUUGUUCCAUUCUCUCAAUCUCCAUUGCUUAACUCUCACUUCCUCUUCUACUUCUGUUAACCAGAAGAAGAAGUAGAAUAAGACAGAUUGUAUCGAAGAUGACUAUCGCCACAGCUGCUCAGCCUGUUUCUGUCGACAGCAGAACUCUCAUAGUGGGUGCAGCUGGUUUUAUCGGCCGAUUCGUCACAGAAGCUUGUUUGGAGACCGGCCGAACUACCUAUGUCCUUGUCCGGUCAGCUAAGACCACUUCUUCUAAUGCACAAACCAUUAAAGCCCUCCACGAUAAAGGAGCUAUUAUCGUUCAUGGGUCGAUCAACGACCAAGAAUUCAUGGAGAGGCUGCUGAGGGAAAACAAGAUCGAUGUGGUGAUAUCAGCCGUUGGUGGGGAGAGCAUCCUACCGCAGCUUAACCUAAUCGACGCCAUCAAAGCCGUCGGCACUGUUAAGAGAUUUCUGCCGUCGGAGUUCGGGCAUGACAUUGAUAGGGCAGAUCCAGUGGAGCCAGGGCUAACUAUGUACAAACAGAAGCGUUGGGUUAGAAGGGCCAUCGAGGAAGCUCGUAUACCUUUCACCUACAUCUGCUGCAACUCCGUCGCUGCCUGGCCUUACCACGACAACACUCACCCGUCAGAGGUGCUUCCACCGUUGGAUCGUUUCCAAAUCUACGGUGAUGGCAGUGUCAAAGCUUACUUCGUGGCGGGUACGGACAUCGGAAAAUUCACGAUGAAAGCGGUGGACGACGAGAGAACAGUAAACAAAUCCGUGCAUUUCCGACCGGCCACGAACUUUCUCAACAUAAACGAACUUGCUUCCUUGUGGGAGAAGAAGAUUGGCCGCACACUCCCUCGUGAAACCGUUACAGAGGAAGAUCUUCUCGUUGCUGCCGCAGAGAAUGUAAUCCCGCGAAGCGUGGUGGCCUCCUUCACUCACGACAUAUUCAUAAAGGGAUGCCAGACCAAUUUCCCCAUUGAUGGACAAAACGAUCUAGAAACAAGUUCUCUCUAUCCCGACACCCCUUUCCGCUCCAUGGCCGAUUGCUUCGACGAUUUCGCUGCUAUUGCCACCGCCAGAGUUGAAGAAUCCGCCGUGAAAGAGGAGCUGCCGGUGGCCGGCGAAGCUGCCCAAGGCGAAUUUGUGAUGAGGAUCGAUCAACAGCAACAGCAGCAGGUAGUGGGUGAGGCGCCAAAUCCUAUGGUAGAAGUUUUUGCAAUCACUGCCUCAUGUGCUUAAUCCCAUGAUUUCCGUCAGCCAUUUGAUUAUUGGGUUUGCCCUUCCAUGGCUGAUGAUAAUCAAAUUCGUGAUUUUCUUGUAUUAAAAAAUAAUUCUUGGUCAGUCGGUUGGGUGAGAAACAGUCAAAUAUUGGAAGAUUUGUUAGUAAAUUCGUAUGAAUUUGGAGAUGGGAACACCAUCCCGGUGGUUAGGUGUAAUUACUGUGCUCAUUGGAAUAUCUUAUUUGUGUAGUGGGAACUAUUUUUACUUCAUUCCAGAAAAAAAUAAAAGAAGAUCUACUUUUAGUACCA